Messenger RNA from Porites evermanni, 1971 nucleotides. Lineage: Eukaryota; Metazoa; Cnidaria; Anthozoa; Scleractinia; Poritidae. The record is from the annotation of a GenBank genome assembly.
AGUCAUGCUGAUCCAUUUGCAUCAUCAGCUGCAGACAGUGAAAGAACUCAACCAGUCACUGGUGGAGGUUUCUUCACAGAGUCAUUUGCAUCAUUUGAUACAGCAUUUGGUAACUUUGAGACCAAGGAUGAUAAUGUGGAGAAACAAAAAAGCAGUGAAUCUUCAAGUGAUCCCUUUGCACCAUCAGGUGGCACCCAAGAAAAGGACAACGUUUAUGAAAAUGUGGAGAUUUUUGCUUCAGAAACCAAUUUUGAGACAGCAUUUUCUUCAGAGCCAUUUUCCGUGUCAAAGGAAAGCACUGAUGUUGUUUCAGAUGUCAGUGAAGUUGCCGCAGAUGAAAAACCCUUUGACAAAAAAAGUCAGUCGGUUGCAAACACUGCUGUGGGUUUCUCAUGGGAUAAUGCAUUCACAGAGGUGGAAAACAAAUCGAAACCAGAUGCAACACAGAGUUCUGCCUCAUCUGAGCAACAGUUUUCAUGGGCAGAAGAUUUUGCUCCAGAUGAUGGAGAUAUUAAAGUUAAAACAGAUCCAAAUACUGCAGCAUCAUUUUCUUGGGACGAUGCUUUUGGAGGGGCCGCUCCAGCAUAUAAAGAAUCUACAUGGGAUGAUGCUUUUGGUGGAAAAACAAAAGACAGCAGUAACUCUCUGUUUGACUCAUUGCCAUUUGGUGAUGCGUUUACAUCAUCAACAGAAGAUUCAUCUGGUAAUAAGCAGAGAGGUUCUGAAGAUAAUCUGCAAUCAGUGCCAGAGUCAACUAUUCCUGAUAAUUCUUCAUUUUUCGAUGAUUCAUCAUUUGCUCCUCCCUCAUCUUCUCAAAGUAAUGAAGGUAAUGCAGAUGAUUUAGCUGAUGAAAAAAUCAAGGAAGAUCGUGCAUUUUCAAACGACCCAUUCGAAGAGUUCAACAUUGGCAUGCAGCCUGUGGCAGAUCUCAAGAAGAUUGCACCAGAGGAGAAUACUAUUAAUUUUGAGUCAGAAAUAAACACUCCUGAUCAGGAUUCUGCUGCAAAGAAAGUUGUAUCAAACAUAGGAUCUUUUGAAAUAAAUCCAAAAGAAACAGUUGUUGCUGUGGGCACGAGUGAAACAAUAAUACAGUUAAAUAAUCAAGUUCCUGAGUCUGUUAUUGAAGGUAACUCAUCAGAAGAAGGUGAUGAUGAUCGAAUGAAUGAGGAAAAACCAUCCGACCUCCAGGUUCAAGAGGCAAAGCUAUCACUAUCUCAGAGGCCUAUUUCACCAAGCUCACCACCCCCUCUUCCACCACGCCCUGUUGUCUCAGCACCCCCACUCCCAGCCAGACCACCGAGCUCCAAUUCUACAGGAAUAUCUCCCAUGAUCCCUUGCGUGUCCACAGGGUCCCCAACACCAAACUCUCCACAACAAGUAAAGACAGGAAGUGCUAAGAAAAAGCCACCUCCGCCUCCACCAAGAGUGGAUUUAAAUGAACAAUCUUCAGCAGAUCCUUCCAAUCAGAAAGGAGCUUUUCCUGAUCCUUUUGGUUCAGAUUUGUUUGAUAAUAAAUUUGACAAGGGCAUGGAGACAGCUGGACAAGAGAGUUCUGACUGGAUGGCCUCAUGGCCAAGUGCACCAGAACUAACCCCGAAAGAGACAACUAAAGACCCAUUCAAUGACAGCUUUUUUACAGACUUUGAUUUCCCACAAAAUACAGCACAUAACACAUCAUCCAAAGAUAACUUGGAUCCCUUUGCAACAACAGAUCCAACUUCUGAGCCUUUUCCAUCAGACUUUGGAAAUGAGGACUUGUUUGCAGCAUUUACACCUGCAAAAGUGGAGGCUGCUUUUGACAAUGGGGAUCCAUUUCAAAAUGAUAUGUCCAAUUCCUUUGCAGCAUUUACAUCAGAUGAUCCCUUUAGUGAUAUCAGUGAUCCAUUUGCCGACAGAGGAAUUUUAAGUGAUGAUCCAUUUGCUGACAGUCCCAGUAAACUUCAAGCUGGUGAAUCUCUGACUCUAAAUGAG